UAUUAAAGAGAUGGAGCCCCUGCGCAACGUUCAUGCAGAUGUUUCCCACCCUACAGGUUGUUAUAGAGUUUCUGUUGUGGAAGGCGACUACUAUUACUAUCAUUAUGGUGCUGAUGUUGUCAACGAUAAGGGAUGGGGAUGUGGCUAUCGCACAUUGCAGACUAUGUGUUCGUGGAUCCGUUUUCGACAGGAAGCUCUAGGCUUGCCAAGUAACAGAGAACCUACCAUCAGACAAGUUCAGCAAAUGCUAGUAGAGAUGGGAGAUAAACCGCCAACUUUCGUUGGCUCUCGUGAUUGGAUAGGGACUUACGAAGUCUCCAUAUGUAUUGACUUCAUGUAUGAGGUUCCAUGCAAGAUCUUGCAUUGUCGAAAUGUAGAAGAAGUUAAAGCUAACGCUGCGGCUCUUUUGGACCAUUUUAGUUCAAUAGGAUGUCCUGCAAUGAUUGGUGGUGACAGGGACGCUGCUUCAAAAACUGUACUUGGCAUUGCUUUACAUCAAGCAGACUCAUCUCAAUCUCAGCUGUUGAUAUUGGAUCCUCACUAUGUUGGUGUAGCGGAUGUGUCUACUCUUAUUAGGGAAGGAUGGAUAGGUUGGACUCCAAUGACACAGCUAUCAGACACUUCAUUCUAUAACAUCUGUCUGCCCCAGUUCCAGGCGAGACAAAGUACAUGAUCAAUACGUAGUAGAGAAUUAGAUUAUCAAUAGAGAA
Corticium candelabrum is the source of this 710-nucleotide messenger RNA. Its product is annotated as ufm1-specific protease 2-like. The record is from RefSeq and is a predicted model, not a curated record. The transcript is spliced from 5 exons. The coding region runs from base 11 to 673 and encodes 220 amino acids. NCBI's taxonomy places the organism in Eukaryota, Metazoa, Porifera, Homoscleromorpha, Homosclerophorida, Plakinidae.